AUGUGUCAAAGCGGCGAGCAACCGGACAUCAUACGAAGCGCAGCGGCAAUUCGUUUUGUAGCAGCUGAACCACACUCCGAGGAAUUGCUGGUAUCGGAGGGAGCAGAAAGCAGGCAGCAGUGCAUCUCAUCAUCAGGUUUAGGCACUUCCGCCAUCUCAUCGUUGCUCGCUCGAUGUAAACAACAAUUCUGUGCUGAAAUUUUGUGCCGAAACUCAUCCACCAUCAUCAUCUGUCAGGUAAUGCUAUCAUUCGCACGCGAUGAGCUAAAUGCCGGACAGUUGCGUCUGCCGCAAGAAAGAAUCCUGGAAAUGAGCUCCGUUUUGCAUGCAGUGAGCACACUUAUUGAAGGACUAGUGCGGCACGUUGACAAUUUCAAUCCAGAAAUCUACAGAGAACUUGUUAACCUCUAUCCAUCUGUUGUGGAUUGCGUCCCGAGUACGAGGGCAGACCUCCAGGUGGAACAAUCACUGAUAAAUGCUCUAAAAUCGUACCAAGCGUUAUUGCUAUUGAAUAUGCGUAAGUUUGAGUAG
This is a messenger RNA of Gongylonema pulchrum, 531 nucleotides long. NCBI's taxonomy places the organism in Eukaryota, Metazoa, Nematoda, Chromadorea, Rhabditida, Gongylonematidae. The record is from the annotation of a GenBank genome assembly.